AUGGGUCGUAAUACAAAUUAUGCACGUAAUAUGCUUCUAAAUGACUCGGAUUCUGAUGAUGAUUUUGUGAUAACUGCACUUCUUACAUUGGAAGAAGAACGAUUAGAAAGAGAGAGGGCGUCAACAUCACAUCGUGAUUCUGUUCUAGGUCGUAAGUUCAUCCAACGUGAUCAUGGGCAAGGCCACCAAAGACUUUUUCAAGACUAUUUUGUAGAAUCACCAGUAUAUCCUCUUAACGUAUUUCGAAGGAGGUUUCGAAUGAGUCGUUCUCUUUUUUUAUGUAUUAAAUCUAAUCUAGAAGAGAAAGAUGAAUAUUUUGUUCAAAAAAGAAAUGCUGCCAGAGUGCUUGGUUUGUCUUCCCUUCAAAAGAUGACUGCCGCACUAAGGAUGCUUAUGUAUGGAGUAGCAGCGGAUUUUACAGAUGAAUAUGUGAGAAUUGGAGAAAGCACUACAAUAGAGUGUCUCAAAAAAUUUGUUGAAGCCAUAGUCGAUAUUUAUUCUACAGAGUACUUGAGGUCACCAAAUAGCAAUGACAUUGCUAGGUUGCUAAGAGUUGGUGAAAGUUGUGGAUUUCCAAGGAUGCUAGGGAGCAUUGACUGCAUGCAUUGGGAAUGGAGGAAUUGCCCAUCGGGGUGGAAAGACCAUUCUUUUAUAUUUACCAAGCUCGCUCAAGGCCGUGCACCUCCGGUGAAUUACAAAAUCAAUGGUCAUGAUUAUACAAUGGGAUACUAUCUUUUUGAUGGUAUAUAUCCUUCAUGGUCCACUUUUGUGAAGACAAUUCCAUCUCCACAAGGUAGAAAGAAUAGUCUUUUUCCUACAACUCAAGAGUCAACUAGGAAGGAUGUAGAGUGUGCAUUUGGAGUGCUUCAAGCACGAUUUGCAAUUGUUUGUGGGCCUGCACGUCUUUGGAGAACAGAGGCUCUUGAUUACAUUAUGAAGGCAUGCAAAAUAUUGCAUAACAUGAUAAUUGAAGAUGAACGUGAUGCCAAUGGAGCAGAAGACCUUGAUUAUGAACAAGUGCCUGAAAGCAUCCCUACAACAGUGUCCUAG
This is a messenger RNA of Quercus robur (English oak), 1050 nucleotides long. RefSeq lists its product as uncharacterized. Lineage: Eukaryota; Viridiplantae; Streptophyta; Magnoliopsida; Fagales; Fagaceae. Bases 1 to 1050 code for a protein of 349 amino acids. The record is from RefSeq and is a predicted model, not a curated record. The transcript has 2 exons.